Homarus americanus (American lobster) is the source of this 1052-nucleotide messenger RNA. RefSeq lists its product as uncharacterized. The transcript is spliced from 9 exons. The coding region runs from base 281 to 979 and encodes 232 amino acids. The record is from RefSeq and is a predicted model, not a curated record. Lineage: Eukaryota; Metazoa; Arthropoda; Malacostraca; Decapoda; Nephropidae.
AUCUGCAACAUCACCAACAACCACGCCCACGGCUGUAGCCUGUUACUUUAAUGGUGUUACCUGGGACCGUAACGAUGACUGUAACUGGUGCGGCUGUAGGAACGGCUUUCUCACCUGUACCGAGUUGGACUGUGAGGAUAAUAAGAUCGUGGAUUGUAUACCGGGUUCUAUUUUCUUCAACAAGUGUUACCAACGCUGCGCUUGCCCAAAGAGUGGGAUUAGGGAGUGUCAGCCUGCAACCUGUAUCUCUAAUCUGCCUAUCGACGCACAACCUUGUCAGAUGGGAACGUUCUUCACCCAUGAGAAGGCCUGGUGCAAGUGUACAGAAGAGGGUCUUAAAUGUUCAAAUUACAUCAGUUUGACGGUAGAAUCCAGGAAAUCACGGGACCUCUCUAGUGCACCUACCCCGAGUCCUGGAAAUUUCAAUAGAGACUGUAUUGGACCUGAGUUAUGGAGGGAAGGAAGUUGUAAUUGGUGUGGCUGUAGGAGAGAACGUAAGGUGUGCACGGAUUUAAUCAACUGUACAGACACGGAGGUUGUAGUGUGUAUACCUGAGUCCGUUUAUCUUAAUCACUGUGGCCGGAAGUGCACCUGUAGUUCCCAGGGCCGGUUUGUGUGUGACCCAGACCGGUGUAGAGCAGAGACAGAGGUGGAAGGUCAGGUGUGUGAUCAUGUAUACCUCCUGUUAGAUGAGUGUAAUUGGUGUAUGUGUGUUAAUGGGCGAAUUACCUGUACCCACGACACAUGUGUAACCACCAACCACUCCAAUUACCACAAUCAGCCGGCUUUUAGUACCACCAACCACCCCAACUACGGCUAUACGUCGGAUCUUACUACCACCAACCACUCCAACUACCACAAUCAGCCUGCCUUAACCACCACCAACCACCCCAACUACCACAAUUCACCGGCCUUAACCACCACCAACCAGAGCACCAGGCUAGAGGUGAACACGAGACAGGAUGAUGACGAACCAUAGAACUACUAACACCACCACCACUAUCACCAUCACCACCACUACAACCACCACCUGUCACCACUACAACCACCAC